UGACGGCGACGGGUGUGCGUGAUCUCGUGAGCCUCUCGAUGCGGGAACGAUCGAGCCGAUCGAGGAUUUGUUAGACGGACAGAAACGAGAGGACCACCGGGCUGCCUAGCUUCUCCCCGUAGUGCCGGCCGUGUUUGAGGACCGCGGGAUCCUGCGUGCACCGUAUUGAGCGAACGACGAGGCUCACCGUCGCGAUGAGAUACAUCUUGGGUAACACAUUCGCGAUCACCGCUUCGGCAACGAUCCUUAUCUUAGUUUUGUAUUAUGUAUUCACUGGCAAGGGAGAGCAGGUCAGCGUUGGAUGGUUCUUGACGAAUACCUCUCCGUACAUGUGGUGCACGUUGGGCAUAGGUCUGUCGGUGGCUCUGUCCGUGGUAGGCGCGGCACUAGGUAUCCACACAACGGGAGUGUCUAUCGUUGGCGGUGGCGUGAAAGCCCCUAGGAUCAAGACGAAGAAUUUGAUUUCUGUGAUAUUCUGCGAGGCCGUAGCCAUCUACGGCCUGAUCACUGCCAUCGUGCUGUCCGGGAUGCUCGAGAAAUUCACGUACGCGACGGCGUACGAGAACGAGGCGGUCAGGAAUCAGAACUGGUUGUCCGGAUACCUGAUGUUUGGCGCUGGCUUCGCCGUCGGCCUCGUCAAUCUUUUCUGCGGCAUAGCGGUCGGCAUCGUCGGCUCCGGCGCUGCUCUCGCCGACGCGGCCAACUCUGCCCUUUUCGUAAAGAUUCUCAUAGUCGAGAUCUUCGGUUCCGCUAUAGGGCUCUUCGGUUUGAUCGUGGGCAUUUAUAUGACAUCCAGAGUGAAGAUGGGCGAUAAACUGUCAUAAAUCGCGGGAGAAUGAGCUGCGGAGUAUUAUUGGGAUCACAAUGUUCCAUUCCACAUUUAGUCAUCGGUAAAGAGGAUUCUAGAGGAAUGACUGCAUAUCUGCGAGAUCAUUGUGAGAUCGGGGAGAACCUUCCUGAUACCAAUGUGCGAAUUUGGUAUAUUACUGCAUGUGGUUAUACUCGUGCGAUUCUAGGUGACUUAACAUCCAUUCUGUGUCUGUGAAUAUCGUCCGUUAUAUCGUCUUGGACACACAUUCUACUUUUCUUUUUUCUUGAGACAUAAAAAUAGCGAAGAUUAUGUAUGAAAGUUGCAAUAGGCCGCAGUUUUUAUCAGAAAGCGUAAUUCUUGUUUCACACUCCGAGUGCGUUAUAGCGCUCGCUUUCGCUUUCGUUAAUGUAUAUAUGUCUUGUCGAUGUAAGUAAAGUAUCAAUACAAAAUACUAUAAUCUAUCCUUUACAUUUUAAUCGUGUAUCUAAUCGUUAGCCAACUAAUGUGGGGAGAUAGUUUAUAAAAGUUAGCACGGAUUGUCAAUCCCUUAAAAAGUAUUAAAAAUAUUUAUUUAACAACUGUAUAAAAGUUUCGGACUAUCAGAGGUAAUAGUCGUCACCGUUACUGCUUUCUCUGUUAAAAAGAAGACUCCAAGGAAGGAGACUUGUGCCUACCUCUGAUAUGAAUAACAAUUGUAAACAUUCUUGUAAAUGUACAAUAUUAUAUAAUAAUAGUUGUCGAUCUCCGUAAAAAUAUAUAUCCCAAUAAAGAUGUAACUAAA
This is a messenger RNA of Vollenhovia emeryi, 1592 nucleotides long. RefSeq names its product V-type proton ATPase 21 kDa proteolipid subunit (gene VhaPPA1-1). The transcript has 5 exons. NCBI's taxonomy places the organism in Eukaryota, Metazoa, Arthropoda, Insecta, Hymenoptera, Formicidae. Bases 195 to 824 code for a protein of 209 amino acids. Gene Ontology annotation, cellular component: proton-transporting V-type ATPase, V0 domain. The record is from RefSeq and is a predicted model, not a curated record. Gene Ontology annotation, molecular function: proton-transporting ATPase activity, rotational mechanism. Gene Ontology annotation, biological process: proton transmembrane transport.